Messenger RNA from Pteropus alecto (black flying fox), 1966 nucleotides. It is a transcript of the gene BLOC1S3, whose product is annotated as biogenesis of lysosomal organelles complex 1 subunit 3. Gene Ontology annotation, cellular component: BLOC-1 complex. The record is from RefSeq and is a predicted model, not a curated record. Lineage: Eukaryota; Metazoa; Chordata; Mammalia; Chiroptera; Pteropodidae.
CCUGUUGCUCUAUUGGUUGGGGUUGCUACCCUCCUCCCUCCGUACGGACGCCGUGCUUCGGCUGGGGAGCGGAUCUCGCGGGCUCGGAGCUUCGGCGACCUGCUCGGCGCCAUGGCGUCCCAGGGUCGUCGGCGGAGGCCGCCCCGAAGGCCCGAGACGGUGGUACGAGGGGAGGCGGCCGAAACGGACUCGGAACUCUCUGCGUCCUCGUCCGAGGAGGAGGAGCUGUACCUGGGUCCCUCGGGCCCGACGCGCGGCCGCCCAACAGGACUACGGGUGGCUGGGGAAGCCGCAGAGACCGACUCGGACCCGGAGCCGGAACCUACGGCCGCGCCCAGGGACUUGCCUCCGCUUGUGGUGCAGCGGGAAACGGCCGGGGAGGCCUGGGGCGCGGAGGAGGCCCCGGCGCCCGCCCCCGCGCGCUCGCUGCUGCAGCUCCGGCUGGCCGAGAGCCAGGCGCGGCUGGACCACGAAAAAAAAAGCGUGCGCCUGGCGCGGGGGGACCUCUGCGCGCUGGCCGAGCGCCUGGACAUCGUGGCCAGCUGCCGCCUGCUGCCCGACAUCCGCGGCGUACCAGGAACUGAGCCUGAGCAAGACCCGGGACCGCGGGCCUAACCAUGACCCACUCCUCUCCUGACUCUGGGACCUGGUUCUGUAUCCUAUAUAUUCCCCCCACUUCCCGUCUUGAUGUCACCCUCAGGUCUAACUCCAACCCCUGGAUUAUGCAGUGUGUGGAGGCGGGGCGGAGGGGGUGAUGGUGCUCAGCCCCGCCCCUUGCUUCUGGUUCCUCCUGGUGGUCCUGCCCCUGCCCACUGAUUCCUAGCCUGUGUCUGAGGCUUGGCUUCAGCCCCUGGGUAAUUGGCCACUCCUUGAUCUGUCUCUAUCCUGGGGGCUCACUGUGCCCCAUCUUUCCUUGCGUUCUGCCUUCCCGAAUUUGGUUUCUGCUCCCAGGGGCUGAUGCUGCUUAUUCCCACGGGAGCCCCAGAAUCUGGCGCAGAUUCCCUAGCACGUUCCAUCACUCCUUAGCUCCACCUCUGGUCCCAGCUACAUUUCUGGAAUUUCAUCCCCUUAGGCUGAGCCCUUUUUCUGCUCCCCAGGCUUGGCCCUGGUUCUGUCUCCUGGUUCUAGUCCUUGCUCUGCCAUCUCCUGGCUUCUUUUCCUCCAGGCUUGGUCUCAUUUCCUGGGUCCAGUUGUACCCGUAGGAUUGGUUUUGACUAUUUUUGCUUUUCCCAUCCUGCUUAUACUACCUGCCUGAUUCUGGGCUCCGGAGGCCCCAUACGGGUUUCCUUCAUGAGGCCCAAGAUGGGGACCCCCUCCUGACCCAGGGGGUCCUCCUCCCCACUCUCCACGCCCAAGAUGGCAUCGCUCCAGACCCAAGUAGGUGUGUCCUCCACACCCUCCAGGCCAGGGUGGCACUCUGUGCCCAAGCUCCCGAUACAAGAUUGGCCUCUCUGACUCUCCAGGCAGUGGCAACAUUCAGUCACUUAGGGCCCAAUACAGCCUGCCCCGGCACUUUGGGCGCAAUGUGACACCACUGUGGAUGAGGACCACAGGCAUGGUGUUUGCUCAUUGUGUUGACUCCAGGAUGCUAAGAGGACUUAGAUUUCUGGCUCAGCUCAGGGUCUGGGGUCAGUUCCUUUUUUGUGCCCCUUCUCACCUGCUCCUUCUGGUCCCAGCUCUAGCCCCUCGGUCCCAUUCACAUUUAUUCCCCUCCCCAUUCUUUUAUCCCAACCUGAAGCUGAAAUCUGAGCCCCCAGGAUGGAGAGGUGGGGAAGCAUGCUCUAUGGCAGACUCAUUAAAAUGCAAAACAUUUACUGAUAUGGUCAGUUCCUCUUGUCUCCCCUGCUAAGGGCGGGGAUGCGGGUUAGUUGGUGACUUCACUGGGGGUGCAGCAGCCAGUCUGGGCCCUCACAGAGCUCACAGUCCCCUGGGGGAGACAGACAUUAAUAAAAUAUUCUCAUAAAUA